Molecule: messenger RNA, 8037 nt
Organism: Volvox carteri f. nagariensis
Lineage: Eukaryota; Viridiplantae; Chlorophyta; Chlorophyceae; Chlamydomonadales; Volvocaceae
Exons: 13
Coding region: 1-8037 (2678 amino acids)
Source: RefSeq, a predicted model, not a curated record
AUGCGUCGGCGAAGCAGCACACCCGACUUGUUCCUCAACGUGGAAGCAUUGCGCGCGCUGGAGAGGUGUUUCUCCAAGCACGGCGGCAGCGGUAGCCGUGAGGAGCUGCCGGAACUGCUGGACUUCGUGUGGAAGCUCCUCACGGAGAUACACGACAGACGGAAUAACCUGUCUUUCCAGGCGAUGGUACACUUGAUGAAGAGCCUACUGGUGGUGCUGCCGGCGCUGGGCUGGCCAGUGCGUGACCCGCGGGUCGUUUCGAACAUCGCUUCUCGCCUGGCGGCGGCAGCUGAUGACGAGCAGAGGCUUAGUCCCUUUGGGCUGCCCUUAAAGGAGCUCUGUGGGGCCUUCCGGUUGCUGGCGCAGCUGGCGCAGAUCGCUAAGACCCGGCAGCCGAUGCCUGAGACAGUCCGCGCCUGGGCCGUGGUGCUGCAGAAAGCAUCAGAGCAUCUGCAGUUGGUUGUCUUUGAUGGGAGCGGCGUGUCGAGGCGGGUGGGGCAGGCGGAUUUGGAGGCGCUUGCGGCGGCGGUGGAGCUUACCACGAUGUACGAGCUGGCGGCGCCGGAGGCAUUCAUCAGCGCUUCCACGCAGCGUGUUGACCAGCUGGUAGCGGCGGCUGUGGCGCAGCGCCAGGCGGCCGGGAAGGGCGGUGAUGUCAAGGGUGUUGCCGUGGAGGCGGAGGCUGCGCGUGAUGGUGGCCGGCGGGGAAGCAGUGGACGUGGAAGCAGUGGACGUGGUCGCGGCCGCAGCGAUCGGCAGCCAGGCCGCAGAGGAGGCCGUGAGUCUCUAUCCUCCGCCACAUGGAGGAAGCCGUCGGCAUCAGUAGAAGAUUCAGCACCUGCAGAAGCAGCGCGAGCAAGUGCGGUGGUGGAGGGUGCGGUGGCGGUGGAGGCACCUAGCGCCGAUCUGGACGUACCCGCCCUGGCUCGUGUCCUGGCGGCUUGGUGCCGCACGAAACCCGGCCGGCCGGCCCCUGAGGCGUCCUGGCUGAGGCGCCAUGCAGAGCUGGUGCUGCGGACGCAGGAUCCGGAUACCCCGAAGCGGCUGAACGCACUCAAGCAGCAAUUAGCGGAGCUGGAAGGCAAAUUGCAUGGCCUGGACAAGCAGGAACGAGCACAGCUGCAGAAGCAGAAGCAGGAGCAACAGCAGCCAGAUGCGGAUAUCCAGGGUGCCGACAAAGGCUCUGCGAGUGGCAGUUCGAUGAGCGGCAGCCGAGGCCGCGGCCAGGCCAGGGGCCGAGGUGGCGGGCGCGGUGCUCAUCCACGGACCGAGCCUAGACGGGGCGCCGCACAGUCCCCGGAAGGUGUUGGCCGGGUUGCCGAGGGACUGAAGGCCAAAAUGAGCAAGGUUAGGGCCGAGCUGAAGGCUCUGACUACUUCAGGUGGGAUGCUGCAGCAGCUGGCGCCCCUGAGCAAUAAGGACGUGGUGACCUUGCUGGUGGCGCUGGCGAGUCGGCUUGGUGAGGAGGCGGGCGCAGAUCUGGGCAACUUGGCGGAAGCGGUGGUGAAGGCGCGUAUGAGCCGCAACUUGGAGCCGCCCUUUCUUGUGCAGGCGACAGCCGCCAUUGCCAACAUGGGCCAUGUCCCGGAGCCGGCGUUUCUAGCCGAAGGGUUGAGAGAAUUGAUGCCCUUCCUGUCCAAGCUCGACCAGAAAGAUGUCCUACAGCUCCUGGAGUCGUGGGCUCGGUUUAACUUCAUACCUGGCCGAAGCCACAAAGUGGCGGUGGCAGAGCACAUCAUGGAGGCGGUGGAUGCACACGGCGGCCUGGGCGAGGCUCCGACUGCGCUUAUCUGUCAGCUGUGUCGUUCCUUCGGGCAGUGGGAGGUGCCCUUCCAGAAGGGGCAUCUCGUGUCGCUGCAGGUGGUGGUGGAGAGACGGGUGCUCAUGUCGCUACCGGAGGAAACGGUCUCGGGCCUGGGGGCGCGGGCGCAGGUGGUCAGGUCGUCCUCCUCAUCCUCCGCGCCCGCGAUGAGCCUGGACCACCUGCUGUACGACGUGUUGCUGCCACUCGCCCGGCUGCGUCAGGGCUUCAAGAAUCCGGAGAUGUUCACGCAGGCGGUCGGGCACUGGUCGACGCAGGGCUUUGUGGGCCUGGACGAGCGCAAGGCGGCUUUGCUGCUGAACGCAUAUGCGCACAACACGACGUGGCCUGCGGUGCCUCAGUUGCGGGAGAGGUUACACGAGCUUCUGCACGCGGCUCUCACCUUGGGCUCCAGUUGCGCAGCGGACCUAUCCGUGCUUGUGCUCGCUGCCAGCCGGGCCAUGCGGGUCAUGGCGGACAAGAUGCAGCGGCCGAAGGGCAUACCUGUGCUGGACGUGACCGACCCACGGGUCGCACUGCUGGUGAUGCCGGCCGUGGACCGCCUGCUACAGCUCGAACCCUCCGCACAGCACAUUGCCCGUGCUGCCCAGGGCCUCUUCGUGGAACUGGAAUGGCGCGGAGAAACGCAUACACGUGCCGCGGUCGGCAACCGUAGUAGUGUUGAUAACGACCAACCGGCGGCUCCCGAGGCGCUAGCGCUGCUGGUGUGCAUGCUGGAGGCGGCUGACCGCAGCCUGGAGACCUGCAACUUACGGAGCUACGGAUACCUGCUGGCCGCCUGCAAUGCCAUGAGAUACACGCCGCGCAAGACAUGGCUUGUUGCCCUGUAUCGGGCAGCUGAGGCGUCACUGGGCAGUAGGGGGAGUCCCCCGGUGGAUGUCCUGGUUGGCUUGCUAAAUGGCAUGACAGGAGUUGAUUACGGCUCCAACUCUGAAGAAGGAUCUGCGGCCGGCGACAACGACGCGGAUCCUCGUGCUGCUGCUGCGGCGGCUGAUGAUGGGGCUAACAAUGAGAAUAACAGAGAAGAUGAUUUCAACAAGGCAAAGCAGCCCUUGCUGCUCAAGUUGGCUGUGGCUGUGUUGGCGGAGCCAGGGGCAUUGCAGGCUCUCACAAGGAAUCCCGACGACCUGGCGAAAGCUGUCCGGCAGCUGGCGGUGCUGGGUCUACAUCCGGAGCCCGACUGGCUGGCCAGGUACACGCAGCUCGCGCAGAGCUUGUUGAGCUCUAUGUCCCUGAAGGGCGUUACCCAUGUGGCCGAGGGGUUGGCGCUCAUGAAUGCCCAGCCGUCGCAAGUGCUGCUGGACACCCUCAUUGUGCGGGCGGAGAGGGACCUGCGAAGCCUCUCAACGUACGAUCCCUUCCUGUGUGGCCUGCUGCUGGGUAGCAUGCACAAGAUGCAGCAGAACAUUUACCGAUCCACGCAGCCGAGUUCCUUACGGCGGUGGAGGGAAGAAAUGGAAAAACAGGCGGACGGGGAGCUGCAGCAGCAGCAGCAGGGUCAGGUGUUGGAGGAGCGUUUGAGCGGGGCAGCGAGGGAGGCCUGGGGCCGCGUGCACAUGCAGUUGGUGACGGAAACCCGCAAGGGAACCGGUAUCUUGUCGUUCAGGCCGGAGCAGCUGGUCCUUUUGGCCAGCGCUGUGGCCUCACACGAGCUGACCAGAGCACAAAACGGCUUUGGUGGAAGGGGCGGUGGCGGCGGCCAGGGCGGCGGCGGUCGCGGCAGGACCGGUGCCGCUGCAGUGCAAGACCUGACCGGCCGCGUGACCGUGGAAUGGUUACAAGACUGCACAACAGGCUUGCUGCGUGGCCUUCCACCAUCUUGGGGCCACGGAGGGCCUAGCGGCUUCUUGCCGCCGGCGGAGCUGCUGAUCAACUUGCUGCGUCUGACGUCACAUGUGCUGUACGAUACCAGGCCCAACACCGUUGCACGGCUCCUACCGGUUCCAGAGGGAACAAGCAGCGCCGAGUCAGAGCUGAGAGUGACGGUUACCACAUACGUGCGCCGUGCUAUGUCACUCCUCGCUCAAAGGUCCGGCGAUGGCAAUAAUGGGCCGAUGGUCAGAGGCCGCGGUGGCGAUCCAGCCUUUAUCACCGGCGUCGAGUGGCAUAGGCUGCUGGACGCCGCGAUGUCUGCCGGCAUACAGCCUGCACAGAUUGAGGUCGACUCCUACGCAGCGGCCCUGUUUGGCUCUGUUGCCGAGCUCGUGGAAGGUUCAUCGUCGUCGUUGCCUGAAACUGCAGGAUUUAGCGAUGAUAAAAAAGUAGUGGAGGAGGAGAGUACGCGCAAGCUGCAGCUGUCCCUCGCUUGGGAUGAGCUGAAGGUUGCAAUUGAUUACGUGCUGCUGCCAAUGUUGCCUACAGCGCCCGGUCCUGACAUGCUGAAGCAGCUGCGGGAGGGGCUGCUGGUUCAGUCGUCUGCGGCGGCAGCGGUGCUGGAAGCGGCCAGCUGGCAGCACUUGUCAUCCCUGUGCACCUACGGCCUGCAGGUAGGCCCCGAGCUGCUGCCAGAGGACUGGUGGCCCAGGCUGCAAGCGGAACUGCGGCGGCGCACCACGUUGCCUGAACGGCCGCUUGAGCUUGCUUCGCUAUGCUAUGGGCUUGAGGUCACCGGGUGUAGAGCGCCGGCAGCGGCCCUGCUGGCGCUGCAGCAAGGGUUUGAUGCUUUGGCCGCGGAUGAGCGGGUGCAGCUGAGCGGCCAUGAGCAGCGUUGGGGUCGUGCAUUGCCGCUGCUCCAUCUGCUGUGGGUGUGUCACCGAAACAACUUCCUGGAGGCGGUACCCGAGCAUGUAUGGGAGGAGUUCUGCUGCGGCUCCAGCCCCGUGGGCUCGGUGCUGCCAUUGCUCCAGCCGUUGCAGUCGUUGGAACCGCUGGUGGCGGCGCUCGCGAUCUGCUACUGCCUACCAAUUGGCGACAUCAGCGGUGGCGGAAGUAGCAAUACCGGCGGCAGAAGGAGCGGCGGAAGUAGCAAUGUCCCGCUGUUGCAGCACUGCGUGGAGGUGCUGGUGGACCGGGCGCUGCCCGCACUGGUGACUUCCGACCAGCUGCUGCCGUUGGGGGACAUCCCGGUCUUCCUGGAGGCCCUGGAACGGAGGGCCGUGCCGCUACCGCAGCCGCACCUGCGAGCUAUCGUGGCGCGCCUGGAGGGACCAGCAGCCGCUGCAGCGCCCUCCGCGGCCGUGGAGGCCAAGGGCGCUUCAGAAGGCUCGGAUGGCUCAGCCCCUCCGUUGAAUGGGGAUGCCGCCACGCCUCUGACGCAGCUGGCCCAGCUGGGGCCUGUGCAGGCAGUUCGGGUCGUGACCUUGCUCUUGGCGACCAGGGACAUUGAGACAGUCUUACCUGUCCUUUCAGUUCUGAUGCCGUCCGCGGCGGACGACGUGCUAAGGGAGGUGCUGACUGAUCGGCUUGGACAGUCCGUGCUGAGCGCAGGGCUGGAAGCGGGCAUGUUCGCCGCAGCUGGCCUGGACACACCCGCCUCGCGUCCUGCUGCAUCCCUUGCCGUGCAAGUGUCCGCGGCGGCAAUGGCGUCCUUUGUCCACCAGGUACUCCGGCUUGAAGGGCUGCCGGUGUCGGCCGGAACACCUCACGGAACCGCACCGCGGAAUGCAGGAGGCGAGGGAAACCACCCGCAGGCGUCACCGUCGCAUCCGCAGCAGCAAGUAUCGCAGACAACCCUGGAGACCGUGCCGCCAGCGGAGCUUGCCAAGUUUGCACAGGCGCUCAUUGACGCUUCAGGUGCUCGUCCGCUGUCCACCCCCGCUGCGGCGGUGCUUAUGCGACUGUUCUUGAUCGAUGGCGUCGUCCGGCAGGUGCCCAACUCCUAUUUGGAGAGGGCGCUGUGCCACAGCCUCACCAUCACGGGCAGUCGCAGCCGGGGGAAGGAGGCCACUACCGCCGACCCGGUCUUGCCUCUUCCCAUGCCCGAUGGGGUGUGUUCGAUGCUGAUCGCACAGCUGAUGCCUGCAAUAAGAGUAAAGUUGGGGUUCAGCGAUUUGGUGUCAGGCCUGCAGCGCUGCGGUGCUAGCUCCGUACAGAUCCAGCGCGUGCUGCUGGCCGUGACAGAUGUUGAAAGCCUCACAGGAGAAGAGGUCCUGGUGCUGCUGCGGGCGCUAGUGGACUGCGGGGUGCGUGAGCAACUGGCGUUCACUCAGCAGCCACCCGUCGAGCCACCUCCAGAGGCCACCGGCAGCAGCAGAAGCAGCGGUGGCGAGGCAAGGUAUCCCACUUCAGGCGGGUCGUUCGUGGCGCUAAUCGUGCGACUGGUAAAGCAACUGCGCCGCACUGCGGCUUAUGAGCUGUCGGUGCGGGAACUUGCGGAGGUGCAGCGCCUGCUGGCGGUACUGUUGCGGCGACUGGAUGGGCUGAUGUGUGCUGACUUCUUAGAUGCUUUCUAUAUCGCCAACAGGGCAGUGCACAGCAAUCGGAUGCUGUCCGACGCAGAGAAGGACCCGGAUGCGUUGUUUGAGCUUCUGGAGUCAUCAUCUGCGUUGGGCAGUGCGCGUUUCAACAGGCUGUCUGCUAAGCUGCUGAUGUUGAGGAGUUCAGCCGCAUUUGCCUCGGAGAUAAGCACCUCACCUGAACUGGAAGCAGCUGAGACGGCAUCUCGGGUAUUUCAGGCCACUAUACUGGAGGCCCACGCCAGCGCAAUCGUGGUGUCUCAGAUGGGCGGAUACCUCAUUGAGCCACUAGAACUUGCCAAGUUGGCGCCCGUCCUCAUGAAGCUCAUGUUGGGCCAUGUGGAGGCAAUCCGGAGGGACGGCGAGGCCGUACCGGACCUGGACCAGGCCUACGAGUCUCGGGCGCGUCAGCAGCUCCUGAAGCCAAGGCGGCUGUCCCAGCGGCAGCUGGGUUUGCUGUUCGGGUUGUUGGUGUCCUGGGGCCCUUCGGACCCGAUUAUAGAGACAACGGACCUGUGGAAACCGUUGGGACCCGUGGCCUUGAUCCGCAUUCUGGCCGUUCACCAACUGGAUCAAGUAGCGAAGCGGUCGGAUGGCAGCACCGCCGUGGAGCAUCUCAACUUCGUGCUGGACGCCCUGGAGCCCUUCACUUGGACCCGAUUGGAUAGAGUUUGGCCAGACGAGAUUCAUGAGGGGCCCCCACCGUACACUGCCCUGCUGCUCGAACCCGUAGCACGUCUGCUGAGCGGUGGUGUCGAAAACGGAGAUCAGCCAGUCUUUGAAGGGCACGAUCCUUUGCAGGACGUGAUUUUCUUAAACAAGGUCGCCGACCUGGACGAGGAGAGCCUGAGGAAGCAGCUGUUCCUCUUGCAGCCCAAGAACAAUAGCUUAGCGGCGACGGCGGUCGAGGUGCCUGACGAUGAGAGGUCUGGCACAGGAGGACGCAUUGGGCCCGCCGUCGCUUUUGCAGAGGCCAAGACUAGGAUGCGCACCAAGGUUCAAGAAGCCGUCGUAGUGUUUGACUCGUGUCCUGUCAUGCAGCUUCCAGCCGAGCUGCUGCCGCCACCAGGACGACGUCAUGGCAUGCCUGGCGACCCCGCGGGUGAUGCUGCGCGGGAGGCGUACGUGCGCGCUGCGACGCCGUUGCUGGCGGUUAUUGGGCGGCUGCUGCGACUGUUGUUGAUGACGCGCACUUUCUCACAGAUGGUAACGCUCCUGCGGGGUUCAGGGCUGCCACUUGCCAUGAACGGCCGGUGGACUCGCGCCCUUGGGAACUUGCUGGUGGGGGACGAUCAUGAUCGUAUCAUGAACGAUCAUGAACGUAUGCAGGAGAUGAUGGAAGCUCAGGAUGCAGUCGCCAGGGCGCAGGCGGAGGCCGUGGCGGCAGAGGCGGCCAAGAAGGCGGCGGUAGAGGCAGCCCAGGCGCUGCGCAACCCAUGGGCUGCGUGGGCUGCGUUGAACGCCAUGUUGCCCUUGGGGGACACCACCCGGUUGGAACUUGCGAUGGGGCUGGAAAAGCAGUUUUUUGCAUCGCUUCAUGAAACUCCUGGCGGCACGAGCAACGAUGAGACCACCGAGGAGGCGGAAGACUGUGGUGCCGCUGCUGAGGGGCAGUUGUCAGGGCGUCAUGGUGUGGGCGGCAUAGAUGCAGGGAAUGUGGGGGGGGAGGCCGCGGUGGCUGCAGAUUCGCCGGAGGAGUCUCAGGCCGGGGUGGCAGAAGCACCAGCACCGUCACCACCAGAGACAACCGCUUUCAACCCUUUCGACGUGACAUCUGCAUUUAAGCAGAAGUUGAGCGAUCUGGGGUACAAGGUCAACUAA